GACGCCCCGGAGCGAGAGCGCAGAGCCGGACCCGGAGUACGUGCUGGUUGCCAUCUACCAGGAGGCGGAGGCGCUGAGGACUUCCCCGUCAGCCCCGCUGCAGGGGGGCGACCGGCGCAGCGAGCUGCUGGCGCUGAACAAGGAGCUGCUCAACAACGCCCUGAUGCAAUUCCCUGGCGCCUGCGAGCGGUACUCGGCGAGGCAGCGCGAGGUGCAGGUCCAGCUGUGGGAGGCCUGCAUCAGCAGCGAGCUGCAGCGCAUGCGGAGUCCUGUCCACGGGACGAAGGCUCGCCGCAUGAAGAGCAAGAUCCUCAUCGGCGGCGAGGCGAGUGAGGUCGCCAGGCUGAACCCUGAGGUCUUUUCCUACAUGCGCCUGGACGAGCUGAAGUUCGAGCAGGUCUUUGCCACACGAACGCUCGACCCCGAGUCGGGCGCCAAGGUGACCGACAACGAGACCGAAUCGGACGUCCUGAGGAGAUAUAUCGUCCCCCCGCACCACAGCCGGAAGGUCAAGUGGGACCUGUUCGUGGGUGCCCUGGUCCUGUACUCGGUAAUGGUUAUCCCCUUCCGCUUCGGAUUUGGUAUUCAAGACGACGGAUUUUCAGAGGCCAUUGAUUGUACUGUGGACUUCCUCUUUUUCGUAGACAUCUGUUUGAGCUUCCGAACCGGCUAUCUCGACUCAGAGGGCGGUGUCAAUACGAUACCGUCUCAUAUUCGUAACAGAUAUCUUCGAGGUUGGUUCGUGAUCGACCUCAUCUCCACCCUCCCCUGGGCCGCCAUCGUCAGCGCCUCGGUGCCCGAGGCGAAGCAGAACACGGCCGCGAGCAGGCUCCUCCGCUUCACGCGGCUGACCCGCAUGCUGAAGAUGGCCCGCGUCAUUAAGAUAGCGCGCCUCUCCAAGCUCGCAGUGUCCAGCGUGGGGCCGCAUGCGAGCGGCGGCGAUGCCCAGCGGGCUGGCCGCUGGCGUCGAGCCCUGGCGGGCGCCGCGGGGGUGCUGCUGGCGGGCGCGUGGGCCGCCCGGCGCACGCCCGCCCCGGGCGCGGGGCGCCUCAGGCACGCGGCAGAGGUCUCGGGGCAGGGCCGGGGAGGGGGGCCGGGUGGCUACUGGCCCCGGACCAGUCUGCACGACAUGCAGUUCGAGCCCGUGCAGCGGGUGCGCUUCACCAACGCCUCGCACUUGGCGUCGGUGGCGGUGCCGCAGGGGCUGUCUCAGUGCCACGAGCAGCAGCACCACCGUCAAGACGCUCAGCACAUUGAUGCUUUGAGCAUGUUCGAGCACAGCGGCAACCGAGACGAACAGCGGCUUAGUGUAGCCCCGCUUCUCGGUCCGCCUUGCAACCAUGUUCCUGGCUUUUGUGAUACGCUCUUGAGGCACGUGGCCACCGGGACAGACGAUGGACCCGAGAUGAAGAGGAGGAGGCUCUGGCCGGACUAA
Messenger RNA from Prorocentrum cordatum, 1435 nucleotides. NCBI's taxonomy places the organism in Eukaryota, Dinophyceae, Prorocentrales, Prorocentraceae. The record is from the annotation of a GenBank genome assembly.